GACAAGAGGAGGAUAUAAGUGAACAAGCUCACGUAGAUUCACUAGUCGCGCAUCUAAUGUAUUUAGACGGUUUAAUUUAAUUAAAUUCACCAUCAAUACAUUGGUAAGUUAAGACAAAUACACGUAAAAUCACAAAAGUUAUUGUGAUAUUUUAUGAAAGUUUAUAAUAUGUACAAAGUUUUAAUUUACAAUAACACAACGAUUUAAAUAAAUUAAAAGUAAGAUGUAAAAUGGGAUCGCCAGAAAAUUAUGAAAACAUAUUUUCGACCGUUGACAACGAAGUAUGGCACUAGAAAAUCCUGAACUUGAUAGUCGAUUCUUGGAAACGCAGAAAGUAAGUAAGUCGUCAAGUCCUAGAGGAGUGGAUGUAAAGAAGGUCAAUGAUAGCAAAGAUAAUACGGUCAUACUUAGCAAUCAACAUGUCUCUGCUACACAAAUAAGCGCUGAUAAAGAUAUGUUUGAUCUCGACGACCUGUUGCCCAUCCUUGGAGAAUUUGGAAGAUAUCAAAAACAAUUAUUGUGGUUUAUAUGUUUGCCAGCUUGUUUACCUUGCGGAUUUUGUGCGUUUAAUCAGUUGUUUAUGUCAAAUACUCCGUCUCAUUGGUGCAACAUACCAGAGCUUGGAACUCUGAAUAUGACAAUGAGAAAAAUUAUAGCCAUACCUACAGUCGGGGAACAGAAUAAGACUUAUAGUCAAUGUAUGCGAUAUGACAUAAAUUGGACAAAUUUUAAUUUUAAAGAAACUGCAGAUUUGAUAUCAUUAAGCAAUGAUACCUUAAUACCAUGUGAUAAGGGAUGGGAAUACAACCAAUCCGAAGUACCAUCAUCUGUUGUGAUAGAGUUUGAUCUGGUUUGUGAUUAUGACAUUUACCCAACGAUAGGCUUGGUAGCCUUAAAUGCUGGAGGACCUGUAGGUGUAUAUAUGUUCGGAAGUCUAAAUGAUAGAUUCGGAAGAAGAUUAUCAUUUUUCGCAUGUUUGGCUACAUUGAUAACCGGUGCCAGUUUAUCAGCUACAGCAAAUACUUUCUGGAUUUGGGCUGCAACACGUAUUAUUGUUGGAUUAACAAUUCCAGCAAUAUAUCAAAUACCUUUUAUUAUAUCCCUGGAAUUAGUGGGUCCAAAUUAUCGAUCUUUUGUUACUGUAAUGACUUGUACUUUUUAUACCAUGGGCUUGUGUAUGCUAGCAGGUGUUACAUAUUACAUACAAGAGUGGAGAACUUUAGCCCUUGUAACAAGUUUGCCUUUUUCUAUAUAUUUUCUAUAUUGGUGGUAAG
Molecule: messenger RNA, 1274 nt
Organism: Nasonia vitripennis (jewel wasp)
Lineage: Eukaryota; Metazoa; Arthropoda; Insecta; Hymenoptera; Pteromalidae
Product: carcinine transporter
Exons: 7
Coding region: 284-1273 (329 amino acids)
Biological process (GO): transmembrane transport
Cellular component (GO): membrane
Molecular function (GO): transmembrane transporter activity
Source: RefSeq, a predicted model, not a curated record